Molecule: messenger RNA, 393 nt
Organism: Rhizoctonia solani
Lineage: Eukaryota; Fungi; Basidiomycota; Agaricomycetes; Cantharellales; Ceratobasidiaceae
Product: ricin-type beta-trefoil lectin domain protein
Exons: 3
Coding region: 1-393 (130 amino acids)
Source: RefSeq, a predicted model, not a curated record
AUGGCCAUGUCGCUCGAUCCGUCAGGAAACAUCAAGGACGACAAAACCAAAGUUCAAGGACGUGCCUUCAACGGCCAGAACAUCCAGAAGUGGGUGUUCGAGCCCGUACAAGGCACAACGGGAUACAGCAUCAAGAACGUAGCCUCCGGUACAUAUGUCGGGUUUGCCAGGGGCCAACAGGCUGAAAAGGACCAGGUUGUGACCGGUAACGCGAAUGUGGUCACCCAUGACCUCGUCGGAGAUGCAGGUACCGGCUACUUGAUCAUUCCUAACUAUCGGCCCACCUUUGCCCUUGACUUGCAAGGUGGCUCGCGCACUGAUGGAACUCCUGUCAUGUAUGGUAACCUGAGUUGGGGUGCCCAGAACCAACGGUGGAAGUUUGUUGCAGCUUGA